This is a messenger RNA of Macrosteles quadrilineatus (aster leafhopper), 480 nucleotides long. RefSeq names its product NADH dehydrogenase [ubiquinone] iron-sulfur protein 4, mitochondrial-like. The record is from RefSeq and is a predicted model, not a curated record. Lineage: Eukaryota; Metazoa; Arthropoda; Insecta; Hemiptera; Cicadellidae. Gene Ontology annotation, biological process: electron transport chain. The coding region runs from base 1 to 468 and encodes 155 amino acids. The transcript has 3 exons.
AUGUUCAGCAAAGCUCCCAAGAAAGACCCUUUAAAAUUUAGGGAAGUCAGGAAGUUAAAUGAACAAGAAGAGGUGCAUGGAAUUAAACGACGAGAUCCAGAGUUUACGAUUCCAAACUACAUGGAAAACCUAGUCCUAGAUAUACAACCAGGCUAUCGACACCGAGUUGCCAGGAUUUCACAGAGAUCCAAGAACGUCAUGCAGCAAGGGAUUGAUAACACAAAUACUUGGAUAUUAGAAUAUGAUACGAAAGAAAGAUGGGAAAAUCCAUGCAUGGGCUGGACAGCGAGCGGAGAUAGUCUCUCAAAUAUCCAAUUAGAAUUCCCCAGCCGGUGUUCUGCCAUUUGCUACGCUGAAAAACAAGGAAUAAAGUGGUUCACAGAAAAACCCCACAAAAAGGUUAAAGCGAAAAAGAGUUACGGGGAAAUAUUUGCAUGGAAUAAGAGAACAAGGACCUCAACUAAAUAGCAAAUUUUUAAA